This is a messenger RNA of Mercurialis annua (annual mercury), 814 nucleotides long. RefSeq names its product protein LURP-one-related 17. The coding region runs from base 120 to 806 and encodes 228 amino acids. The record is from RefSeq and is a predicted model, not a curated record. The transcript is spliced from 2 exons. NCBI's taxonomy places the organism in Eukaryota, Viridiplantae, Streptophyta, Magnoliopsida, Malpighiales, Euphorbiaceae.
AUUAUUAAAACAUUCUACAUAAGCUUAUAAAUAUCUGUCUCCUCCAAGGUUCUGUAAAAGCAAAAUACAUAGAAAUAGAUCUCGAUUCACCGACAAAAAGGGUAAAUUAAUUUAUAGUUAUGAAGAAAUUAUUUUUCUUGAAAUCUUUAUCAAGAUCGGUCCAUGAUGAUAACAAUCAAGAGCAUAAUAUUCAAGAAAAUGAGACCAAGAUUACUACAGAUCAUUCGACGUGUACAUCAUUAACAGUGUGGAGAAAAUCACUGCUUGUUAAUUGCAAUGGAUUUACGGUGAUUGAUUCACAUGGAGAUUUAGCUUAUCGUGUGGAUAAUUAUAGUGUUCAUCCUCAUGAACUUAUUCUCAUGGAUGGUUCAGGAAAAUCCAUUCUCACAAUGCUUCGUCGAAAGAAGUUUGGAUUGGGAGAUAGUUGGGUUGUGUAUGAAGGAGAAGUUGGUAGAAGUUGUUCAACAACAAGAAGAGCAAAGUUGGUCACAGAGAAGCCAAUUUGGAGUGUAGAGAAGCAAAUGAGCAUAUUACAAGGAAAUGAUAAUGUACUUGCAUAUGUUUAUAGAGGCAGCAGAAUACAGAAAAUGAACUAUUUUUAUGUGAUUGAAGGUUCUUAUAGACAUAGAUCAUGUAAAAUCAUGGACCGAUCAAGAAAAGUCGUGGCAGAGAUCAAGAAAAAAGAAGCAAUAGGCCAUGGAGUUUCUUUUGGUUUAGAAGUUUUUGUAUUAGUUGUGCAGCAGCCAGGGUUUGAUUCUGGUUUUGCUAUGGCUCUUGUUUUAUUGCUAGAUCAAAUGCAUUCAUAGAUUUUUAA